AUGAGUGUUCAAGACGAAACGCAAUACGAAGUACGCGUUCAACUUAAACAACUCACCGCCGAGUACACAACUUCACAAUUUGAUUUUUCAACACCAGUGUUUGUGGAUACUCCAAAGCUUCAAGAAUGGUAUCAAAUGACAAUCCAAGGACAGACACUACAAUUUGUCGACUGCCCCAAAAAGAAACAAAAGCAAUUUCCUCAGUAUCUGAAACACGACACAAUCACUGUGCAACAAAAUUUCGUCCGAAUGGAAGACCAAAAAGGAACUCCAGAAGAUCCACGGCUCCUUAUUUUUUCCGAAACACGACCAAUGGUUAGACGAACGUUUGAGGUUGUGUUUAACUCAAAGGACGUUCGCAAUGUUGUGUCAGAACGGCUUGCACACGAUACAGCAAAGGCCAGUCAACGUCAAAUAUUUGGUGUUUCACUUUUGGAAUACCACAAAAAGUCGGGACUUUUAUUCCCAAGCUUUUUGGCAGACGCUACAAAUUACAUGAAACAGACCAAAAACUGUUUUAACCUGAUAGUCCCGACAGAUCUUGUUAUUACAACGUGCAAGUCCAUUGAAAAUGCCACACCAUUCCAGUGGUCGUAUUCAUUGGCAAUUGAAGUGUUAAAAUAUUACUUUCGAAGUCUUCCAACGCCUUUAAUCCACCCCCACACAGACUACCUAAGAUGCUUUGACCAAAGUGGAGCACUCAUUCGAACUGAAUUGAUGCGGCUGAUUAAUUCAAAAUGCGAAGAAAUUUAUGAGGUACAGUCACUACUCUUCACAGCACUUUCUGACUUGGCCUCGGAAAGGAUAUCAAAAACACCACAAAACUUGGCAAGUAUAUUUACACCGUCAUUGGCGUGGAACCAGGGUGGGUCCAUGGACAAGAGGAUGUACGCAUUGGUCGAGUUUCUUAUUUCAAAUUCAAAGGACAUAUACCUUGAGUCCUCACGACUCUCUUUCCAGUAA
Messenger RNA from Entamoeba invadens IP1, 963 nucleotides. RefSeq lists its product as hypothetical. The transcript has a single exon. The coding region runs from base 1 to 963 and encodes 320 amino acids. The record is from RefSeq and is a predicted model, not a curated record. Gene Ontology annotation, biological process: signal transduction. NCBI's taxonomy places the organism in Eukaryota, Evosea, Mastigamoebida, Endamoebidae.